GGCCUGUGGCCCCUCCUGAUAAACUGAUCCGAUGUUUGUUUUCCAAGAAGCCGAUCCAAGAGAGAGAAUUUGUACGUUCGUUCGUUCAAUCAGUAAAGCCUCAAUCUUCGCUCAAUCGCUUGUCCGCCAAAUCGAAGCCUGCUCGUCGGCCGUCGCCUGCUGGGCGCUGGCUGCUGCGGACCUGCCGCCUGCGGUGCUGCUACGUGCUAACUGUUGUUCUGCUGCUUCUGCACGAUUGCAUAGCUGCAAUUCUGCUGCAAUCCCCAAUUGAUUCCCCAUCCUCAGAUACAUUUAGGAAAACUUACGAGGAGUGUGUGAACCCUUUGCCAAGUCCAUCUGAGUGGCAAAUCCCCGAUGAUUUCAUGAUUGUGAAGCCACCCAUAAUGGAGAGACAUCAUUCGGGUAGGCCAAGAAACAUUGGUUGUAUUAUGUCGCAAGGUGGGUGCCCCAUAUGACACGAAUGUUCUACAUGCGGUCAAUUUGGACACACGAGGAACGAUUGUACGAGUAGGGGUUCGAGGAGCGGAUCUGGGGGGAGGAAAAAAUUGACACAAAAGGGGAUAAUGAUUGAUGAAUUGGCUUUCGGAAGCGGGUUACAGAACGAAAGCGUGUACCGUGCUUUUGAUUUCGAUAGUACAUUUGAUUUAAAUUGUCCUUAGAUUAAUGUAGGAAAGUAAUGAAUUCCUGCAUUUGUAAUUUGUAUUGCAUGUAUUAAACUGCACUUUUGAGAUUAUUAAUUAAAUCUAGUACCCCACUUAUUAUCUACUUUAUUCCAUGAAAAAUAAAACACAAACAUAAAACAUUAUAGAAAACGAGAUACACCAAUAGCAAACAUUACAUAAGACAUUUCACAUGAAAGAGCCUUCUACAUGAAAUAUUUGUUAUUUUUAACUAGAAUCCAUGCAUCCUCAUACUCGAAGUCACUUCCCUCUUACUCAAAAAUAGAAUGAUCAUUUACAAUUUCUAAAAUAUCUUCCUCGUGUUUGAAAUAAUUAUUACUAUUUUUAAGAUGAUGAUAUCAUCGAUUAAACCAUGUGAUUUUUUCCUUUAAAUCCAUCCACUUACCAACAAUAUUUGCUUGAACCCGGUGUCUUCCUACUCCCAACUAGAGGUUAAACAUAGAUGUUAUGCGGGUCCAUUUAUCACCUUCAAAGCAAUCAGGGCUAACCAUGGUUGUUACACCCUCGUAAACAUUCAUCAAACAUCGUAUUACGACCAUCACCUCUCUUAUCAUCCAUGGACGUAGAGUAUUUGACGGAGCAGUUGCAUUGGAAUAAUUUUUUUGAUUGGAGGACAUUUUUGAAUUUUGUCGCUAGUUUGUUUAAUAUUAAAGGAGUACUUAAAUAAGAAAAAGAACUGACAAACAAUUAUGUGGAUUCCCAGAAAUAUUGUUUGAAAUGACAAUGCUACAGUUCAAAAUGACAAUACAUUAUGCAGGCUACAAAGUAGUAGUCAAAGUCUAUGAAACCGUAGUCAAAUAAUGUCAAAGAGUAGAUCAAUUGUUAGAUAUCUUACACAGAAAUAUUGUUUGAAAUGACCAAUCUAUUGUUCGAAAUGACAGUACAUUAUGCAGGCUAGAAAGUAGUAGUCAAAGUCUAAGAAACCGUAGUCAAAUAAUGUCAAAGAGUAGUCCAAUUGUCAAAUACCUUAUACAGAAAUAUUGUUUGAAAUGACAAAUCUACUGUUUGAAAUGACAAUACAAUAUGCAGGCUACAAAGUAGUAGUCAAAGUCUAUGAAACAGUAGUCAAAUUGUGACAUCCCCAUUUUUCACGGCCAGAAAAGACCGAUUUGUUUAUUCUUUGUUUUAAAACCAGAGUAAUCUUUUAAAGAAGACAGUUGCGGAAUUUGUUCCCAAAAAAAUUUUGAUAAAACUUUAUCAAAACAUUUCUCAAAGAGAAUGUACUUUUCAUUAAAUAAUAAAACAUUGGGAUGUCAUGUUCCGAUACUGACCAAAAAGCAUAAACAGUACAAUUUAACCUUACAUCAGUUAUUUACAACUACUGGUCUAUUAUCCAAAAUCUCUCGUCAAAUCAACCAACUUAUACUCUUGUGUCAUUACCUUUAAUGCAAAGAAAACUGAGUGGGUCGGGCUUGGGAGCCUGGUAAACCUAGGGAAAAGGAAUUGAUUCCUUUUCUCUUGUUUGGUUAGUACAAAAAAUAGGAAAUUGAGAAAUAAAUCAAUUCCUUUUCCAUCAAGAUAAUUCUCUAUUUUUAAGAGGGAAAAGGGUAGAAAAUAAAAAAGGCAUCGAUCGAGAAUUGGAAAAAAUAAAAGCGGAGAUUUCAGUUUACCCCAAUUCGAACCCCAUUGAGAACAUCGAUCCGAUUUUUUUACUUGAUUUCUCAUGCAAUCGCUCAUUCGCACCACGUCCUCGUAUCGUUUGCCCUACAAACAGUGGUACAUCGAGCGGAUCAUCAUUCACGACUUCAAUUUGUUGUCGAUUUUCACUGUUGCUCGAUUGGAAGAAAGACGACUUCACUUCUUUGUCGAUUUUAUCACCAACCUCCUCCAAUUAAAGAUGACACGAACACCUUUGCAACAACGGAUUGUACGAAAUAGAAAAAAUGUUAUGACAUCCGCCGUGAAAGCAUUUUAUGCAAUAUAUGUUAUGAUUCGUUGGUGGAUGAUGUAUGAUUUUGCUAUGAACCGUUUAGAAAAAGCUACAAUAUUACGGGAAAAAUAUUUAAUGAGUUACCAUAAUGGACGUGAUAGUAUUCAUGAUAUGGUUUAUAAAAGUGAUAAAACAAGUGGGGUUAACAUAAGAAUGAAUAGAAAUGCAUUUACAAGACUAUGUGACAUGCGUGAACAAAGAGGAGGGUUGAAAAAUAGCAAAAACAUGUUAGUUGACGAGCAAGUUGCUAUGUUCUUACAUGUACUUGCACAUAACGAGAAAAAUAUGAUUAUAGUAGAAAGAUUCAAAAGGUCAGGUGAAACUGUAAGUCGAUAUUUCAAGUUAGUCUUAGAUGCAGUAUGCCGAUUACAUAAACAGUUCUACAAGAAACCCGUGCCAAUACCCGAUGAUGAAACCGACGAGAGGUGGAGGUGGUUUAAGGGUUGCUUAGGAGCAUUAGAUGGAACAUAUAUCAAAGUUAAAGUCCUUGCAGCGAAUAGAAAACCUUAUCGAACACGUAAGGGUGAGAUUUGUACUAAUGUACUGGGAGUGUGUUCGAGAGAUCUUCAAUUCAUAUAUGUACUAGCGGGAUGGGAGGGUUCCGCAACAGAUAGUCGCGUACUCCGAGAUGCUAUUAGUAGACCCCAUGGUCUUAAAAUACCUCAUGGAACAUACUACCUUUGUGAUGUGGGUUAUACAAAUGUUGAAGGUUUUUUAACACCUUAUCGUGGACAACGUUACCAUCUUAAUGAUUGGUUUCGACCACCUACAAAUGCUAAAGAGUUAUAUAACAUGAGACACUCAUCAGCAAGGAACGUAAUAGAACGAUGUUUUGGAUUGAUCAAAUCUAGAUGGGCUAUUUUACGUGAUAAUGCAUACCAUCCAAUAGAAUCUAUGCCAUGCAUAAUCAUUGCAUGUUGUUUGAUGCAUAAUUUCAUACGUACAACCAUGACCGAGGACCCCCUUGAUCAAGAAAUCCUUGCAAAUCAUACACAAUUUGGAGACAAACAUGACAACAUUAUUCCAACCGUAGAGACAUCGCAAGGAUGGACUGACUGUCGAGAUCUUCUUGCUAAUACUAUGUUUACUGAUUGGAGUGCAACGCGUGCCAACAAUUAAUUUAUUCCAUGUUUUUAUGUAAACUUCAUUAUUCUUUAUGUGGUGUUGAUAUUAUGUUUAAUGAUUGAACAACUCUAUUAUUAUUUAA
Lactuca sativa (garden lettuce) is the source of this 3817-nucleotide messenger RNA. RefSeq names its product protein ALP1-like. The record is from RefSeq and is a predicted model, not a curated record. NCBI's taxonomy places the organism in Eukaryota, Viridiplantae, Streptophyta, Magnoliopsida, Asterales, Asteraceae.